Molecule: messenger RNA, 1212 nt
Organism: Fraxinus pennsylvanica
Lineage: Eukaryota; Viridiplantae; Streptophyta; Magnoliopsida; Lamiales; Oleaceae
Source: the annotation of a GenBank genome assembly
AUGGCAACAAGAGGACGAGAGAGUGCACCUGGAAAUGAGAAAAAGGGAACGGCUUCACAUCAGGUUCAUGGGAACACCACACAGAAGAAUCGUCGUCUGAGCCUUUCCAGACCGAGGGAUCCUCCCGAUCCACCUGCAUCAGGAAAACAUAUUCCAAAUUAUCUCAAGCCGACUUUGAGUUCAAGUCCAGAUGUUUCUAAGCAACUCGUCAAGAAACAAGUUUCAAGCGACGCUUCUAAAAAGCUAAAUCUUACGAGAACAAAAUCCUUGGACAAGGCUGGAUCAUCAUCACCUUCUCGUACACCAAAACCACGCAAUUCACCUAAUCCCACACUACGAUCUUCAUCUUUUUCGGGUAAAACCACCAUAGCACAAAAAUCUGUUCCAGAUAAAUUGUUGAAAUCAACAAAGGAUGGUGGAAAACACCGGCCUUUGUAUGCUAGAUCUGGAAGUACUGUAAAGAAGAGCAGUACUAUUAGUAAGAAGCAAGACACUGAGGUUGGUGCAUCAACAAAGAAGGAACAAACCACCGACUCUCUUGAGAGAGUCAUAACUCCUGAUAUAUCUGAAGUUCCACAGCUUGAAACACUACAAGAAGAACAAUUUUCAUUUAUGGAAGCUGAAGAAGAGAAUAUAUAUGCUGGAAGCAAAAAUGAAAUGGGAUAUGGAGUUUUGGCGUUGGAAGAUAUGGAACCUGUAAGGCAAGUUCAACUGUUGGUGUUGGAAGAUAUGGAACCUUUAAGGCAAGUUCAACUGGAGAGCAGCAAGGAUGACGAGCUUGUUGAGUAUUCUACAGUUUCAGAACACCAGGAUGCCUCAGCUUAUGUUGAGAUGAAAGAACCUGACAAACACAAUGCAGAGGAGGAAAACGAGACUCAGAUGAAUGGAAGUGUCGCAGAUAUUCCCCAAGUCGAGGCUGAAGAGAAUGAAGGAGAAGGAGCAAAAGCGUUGGAUGAGAAAGAAAAGGUGAUCGUUGUUGGUGAAACAUUAGAUUCCAAGGGAACAAAAGAUCAAGCAGUAGCCAAGGAAGUGAAACAGGAGGCCGAAAAUGCAGCUCCGGAACAGCAAAGCACUCAAGGGAAGAAGAAUUCUGCGGUUUCUAAUGAUGUAAUCGAGGAGACUGCAAGCAAACUUCGUGAACAGAGAAGAAACAAGGUGAGAGCUCUAGCCGGGGCCUUUGAAACUGUCAUAUCCUUACAAGAGCCCAAGUGA